Archocentrus centrarchus (flier cichlid) is the source of this 1903-nucleotide messenger RNA. RefSeq names its product transcription factor B1, mitochondrial (gene tfb1m). Bases 62 to 1126 code for a protein of 354 amino acids. The transcript has 8 exons. Gene Ontology annotation, cellular component: mitochondrial matrix. Gene Ontology annotation, biological process: rRNA methylation; transcription initiation at mitochondrial promoter. NCBI's taxonomy places the organism in Eukaryota, Metazoa, Chordata, Actinopteri, Cichliformes, Cichlidae. The record is from RefSeq and is a predicted model, not a curated record. Gene Ontology annotation, molecular function: mitochondrial transcription factor activity; rRNA (adenine-N6,N6-)-dimethyltransferase activity.
CGAUGACGAAAAAGGAAACGCAAGGAAGGGAAGGUUCGCCGGUGAGAAACCCUCCUCCUGAAUGAUGGCUGCCUCAGGGAGGCUGGCGUGCUUCCGCCUGCCCCCCCUGCCUUCUGUAGGUGAGCUGAUAAAGCUGUACAACCUGCGAGCUGAGAAACAGCUGUCCCAGAACUUUCUGCUGGACUUGAGGCUCACAGACAAAAUAGUGCGUCAGGCAGGCGGCUUGAGAGGUGCCCACGUGUGUGAGGUGGGUCCAGGUCCCGGGGGGCUCACCCGCUCCAUCCUCAAUGCUGGGGCAGCCGACCUGCUUGUUGUGGAGAAAGACACACGUUUCAUCCCGGGGCUGAAGCUGUUGUCUGAGGCAGCACCCGGCAGGUUGAGGCUCGUCCACGGUGACAUACUCACCUACAGACUGGAUCGAGGAUUCCCACCAAAUAUCUCUAAGCCGUGGGAGGGAGACCCUCCAGACCUUCACAUCAUAGGGAAUCUCCCAUUCAGCGUCUCAACCCACCUGAUCAUCAAGUGGCUGGAGAACGUAUCCAACAGAACGGGGCCCUUCGUUUACGGGCGCACUCGACUCACACUCACGUUCCAGAAGGAGGUGGCGGAGAGGCUGACAGCCAGCACAGGCAGCAAACAGAGGUGUCGUCUUUCCAUCAUGGCUCAGUAUCUCUGCACCGUCCACAACUGCUUCACCAUCCCUGGACGGGCCUUCGUCCCCAAACCAGAGGUUGAUGUGGGAGUAGUUCGCUUCACCCCUUUGGUUCAGCCCCAGAUCCAGCAGCCCUUUCAGCUGGUGGAGAAAGUGGUCAGGAACGUUUUCCAAUUCCGUAGGAAGCACUGCCAUAAAGGAGUGGAAAAGUUGUUCCCUGAGGCGUGUCGUGUUGAGCUGACACAGGAGAUGAUGCAGAAGGCGGACGUGGACCCCAUCCUGCGCCCUACAUAUCUCACCAUACCCCAGAUCAGGGCUUUAGUGGAUGCCUACGCUCAUCUCUGCGCUCAUGAGCCCGGUCUCCUCAACUAUGAGUUCAGAGAGGAGCUCAGACUGAAGCACAUUGCUAGAAAAAGGAACACGGCAUCUCCUACAUUUACGGACACGCCAGAGAGUCCUCCACAGCCCCGCUGAGGGGGGAGAAAGCGUGGACACCAAGAGAAGGCCACUAAUAGCUUCUGUUAGCACAGGGAGACAACAGUCUGCUCUUAGCUUUGACAUUUCCACCUGGCAUAAUCAUGCAUUUUUAAAGCCUUUCCCCUGCACACACACACGCGCGCGCACACACACACACACACACACACACACAGAGCAGUAGGUAAUUUGGUAUACAUGAAAUCCUGGGACUCACAGGCAGGACCCACACAGCAUACAAAGAUCCAGUGUGGGUUUGGAUCAGCUCCAGAACCAUUUCCUAGGAUGCAACAACCACCAGCAAAGUCGUGUGUUUUUGGGGAGGAUGAAGCAGACGGGCUACUUCGUUCCCCACAGUCUCUCUUUAAGAGCGAGCAUCUCUUUACGUCCCAGUUCUUCUUAUCCAUCUCACAUAGCACCUCGUCCUGUGGGACCUGAAAGAAACGUCAGUGUUUUCAGGGUGAUUUAGACAAGGAGAACAUGGCAGCUCCAUCUUCAGGCCUUUUUUCCCUUCCAGUCACUGGGGAGAUGGAGCUUAAAGGGACAAAGAAAGUGCUGUGAGUCUGUCAGCUCAAGAAAGACUCGUCAUACAAAAGAUGGCUCCAAUUAAAAUAUUUUUGUUCAAAAAUCUUUGCGUUGGAUUUUGUAGGUUGUUUGUGUAAGACUGUGUGUAAUUGGUACUAAAAUAUUAAAAUCUUAUAAGUGACAUAAGUUUCAUCAGAAAUAUUGAUAUAUAACAGCAUGUAGAGUAUUUCUCAAUAAACAUCAAUAAAAUCA